UGGAGGCUAGGCUGGUCUCCUUCCUGGAAUGGGCCAGGAGGGAGGAGCAAACGGAAGGAAGGAAGCCUGUGUGCAUCUAGCGGGCCCAUCAGCCCAGGACACAACCUCUCCCAGUGGCCAGUUUGGGCGCCCUAGGACUAGCUACAGCUGGGCAUGGCAGACUCUGCGCAGGUGCCAGAGCUGGUCUACCUGGUCACAGGUGGCUGCGGCUUCCUCGGGGAACGCAUUGUUCGAAUGCUGCUGGAGCGGGAGCCCAGGCUGCGGGAGCUGCGUGUCUUUGACCUGCACCUGAGUUCCUGGCUGGAGGAGCUGAAAACAGAUGAUUCCUAUGUCUGUUUUCCAGCCCACACACAAGGAACGGGGCAUGUGCAGGUGACCGCCAUCCAGGGGGAUGUAACUCAGGCUCACGAGGUGGUGGCAGCCGUGGCUGGAUCUCAUGUGGUCAUCCACACAGCUGGGCUAGUGGAUGUGUUUGGGAAGGCCAGUCCAAAGACCAUCCACCAAGUCAACGUGCAGGGCACACAGAAUGUGAUUGAUGCUUGUGUGCAGACUGGAACUCAGUUCCUCGUCUACACAAGUAGCAUGGAAGUUGUGGGGCCUAAUGUCAAGAGCCACCCCUUCUACAGGGGCAAUGAAGAGACCCCAUAUGAGGCAGUCCACAGGCACCCCUACCCAUGCAGCAAAGCCCUCGCUGAGCAGCUGGUCCUGGAGGCCAAUGGAAGGAAGGUCAAUGGAGGGCUACCCCUGGUGACGUGUGCCCUUCGACCCACGGGCAUCUAUGGUGAAGGUCAUCAGAUCAUGAGAGACUUCUACCACCAGGGCUUGCGCUUUGGGGGUCGGCUAUUCCGGGCCAUCCCAGCUUCUGUGGAGCAUGGUCGGGUCUAUGUCGGCAACGUGGCUUGGAUGCACGUGCUGGUGGCCCGAGAGCUGGAGCAGCGGGCAGCACUCAUGGGCGGCCAGGUGUAUUUCUGCUAUGAUAAAUCACCUUAUAAGAGCUACGAGGACUUCAACAUGGAGUUCCUGGGUCCCUGUGGACUUCGGCUGAUAGGCACCCACCCGCUGCUGCCCUACUGGCUGCUGGUGCUGCUGGCUGCCCUCAAUGCCUUGUUGCAGUGGCUGCUUCGCCCACUGGUGCUAUACACACCCAUGUUAAAUCCCUACACACUGGCUGUGGCCAACACCACCUUUACCGUCAGUACCAACAAGGCACAGCGCCAUUUUGGCUACAAGCCUCUCUUCUCAUGGGAAGAGAGCAGGGCCCGCACCAUUCAUUGGGUGCGGGCCAUAGAGGGGUCGGCCUGACGAUGGCAGGGCCAGGGGCUGGAGGCCACUGUGGCACGUACUCCAGGUCCUGAGCCCUGAGAGCCUGGAUGGAAAGAAGUGGCUGCCGUUUGAAGCUGGAG
This is a messenger RNA of Acomys russatus (golden spiny mouse), 1403 nucleotides long. It is a transcript of the gene Hsd3b7, whose product is annotated as hydroxy-delta-5-steroid dehydrogenase, 3 beta- and steroid delta-isomerase 7. Lineage: Eukaryota; Metazoa; Chordata; Mammalia; Rodentia; Muridae. The record is from RefSeq and is a predicted model, not a curated record. Gene Ontology annotation, biological process: steroid biosynthetic process. Bases 154 to 1302 code for a protein of 382 amino acids. The transcript has 8 exons. Gene Ontology annotation, molecular function: 3-beta-hydroxy-Delta5-steroid dehydrogenase (NAD+) activity.